Messenger RNA from Heterostelium album PN500, 3387 nucleotides. It is a transcript of the gene tacc1, whose product is annotated as transforming acidic coiled-coil-containing protein. The record is from RefSeq and is a predicted model, not a curated record. The transcript has 3 exons. Lineage: Eukaryota; Evosea; Eumycetozoa; Acytosteliales; Acytosteliaceae. The coding region runs from base 1 to 3387 and encodes 1128 amino acids. Gene Ontology annotation, biological process: mitotic spindle organization.
AUGUCAUUCUUUGGUGAGGAUAUUGUAAAGUUAAACAAAUUCAAAGAAAGACUGAGUCAUGAGAAUGACGGUAUAUAUAUGGAUGAUGAAGAUGAUCCUUCCAUCGAUCCUUCAGAGUACUCUAGAUAUAAACAGUUGGUAGAGUUGGGUGUUAUCAAUAUGGAUGGUUUAGAAUCGACUUCAUCUUUAUCGAUUGUGCAAGAUGAAGAUGAUGGUGAAGCUGAGCGUAUAAGAAUAGAGGCCGAACGACAAGCCGAAAGACAAAGAAAGAUGGAAGAGGAAUUGCAGCGUGAAUUUGAGAGAUUGGCUGCCGAAGAGAAGGCAAAUGGCGAUGGUGUAAGUGAAGAGGAGUUGGCUGAAGAACAAAGAAGAAAGGAUGAAGAAUCACGUAGAAGAGUACAGGAAAGGCAGAGAAAGAUGGUUGCCAAAAAGAGAUCACCAGAGGAAGAGGAGAAAGAACGACAAAGACUACAGAAACAAAAGGAAAGAGAUGAAGAGCGUGCCAAAAUGAAACAACAAAUGAAAGCAAACCCUGCACCUACUCAAAGAGAUGUAGAGAUGGUCACUGACAAAGUUGACGAAGAAGUACAACAACAACAACAACAACAACAACCAGUGGCAGCAGUAGUUCAACAGCCAUCAGUAGCAGCAGCAGCAGCAGCAGUAGUUCAACAACAGGAUGUAGUUAUGGAUGAGAAUGAGAAUGAAGAUGAAGAAAAGAGAAUAGCUUUGGAAUUACAGAGACAAGCUGAAAGACAAAGAAAGAUGGAGGAGGAAUUACAACGUGAAUUUGAGAGAUUGGCUGCAGAGGAGAAGGCAAAUGGUGGUGGAAUUAGUGAAGAGGAGUUGGCUGAAGAACAAAGAAGAAAGGAUGAGGAGUCGCGACGAAGAGUACAAGAGAGACAGAAAAAGAUGGCUGCUGGCAAGAAGAAAACACCGGAGGAAGAGGAAAAGGAGAGACAAAGAUUACAGAAGCAGAAGGAACGUGAUGAAGAGCGUGCCAAAAUGAAACAACAAAUGAUGAGCAAUACAAAAAAGGUAGAGGAUGAGUUGGUAGUUGAGGAUUUACAACCAAUGGUGAGAUCUCAACCAACUGUAUCUGCACCAACACCUACACCUGCCCAACCUGUACAAAUACAACCAGUUCAAGAGGAAAUCAUUGGUGAAGACACUAACGAUGAAGAGAGAUUUGCAGCCGAAGCAAAGAGACAGGCUGAAAGACAGAGAAUGAUGGAGGAGGAGUUGCAACGCGAGUUUGAGAGAUUGGCUGCUGAGGAGAAGGCAAAUGGUGGUGGUGUAAGUGAAGAGGAGUUGGCUGAGGAACAAAGAAGAAAAGAUGAGGAAUCAAGAAGAAGAGUACAGGAGAGACAGAAAAAGAUGGCAGCUGGCAAGAAGAAAACUCCGGAGGAAGAGGAAAAAGAAAGACAAAGACUACAGAAGCAGAAGGAACGUGAUGAAGAGCGUGCCAAAAUGAAACAACAAAUGAUGGGUAAUAAAAAAGAGGUAUUGGAAGUUGAGGACUUACAACCAGCUCCAUUACAACAAAAUGUACAACAACAACAACAACAACAGCCUGCACAAGUCGAGGAUAUUCCACAGCAACAACCACCACAGCAACAAGAGAACGAAGGUGAUGAAGAGCAUAGAAUGUUGUUGGAGCAAAAGAAACAGGCUGAAAGACAGAGAAUGAUGGAGGAGGAAUUACAGCGUGAGUUUGAAAGAUUGGCUGCUGAAGAGAAGGCAAAUGGUGGUGGAAUGACUGAGGAGGAGUUGGCUGAAGAACAGAGACGAAAAGAUGAAGAGUCACGCAGAAGAGUACAAGAAAGACAGAGAAAGAUGGCUGCUGGUAAGAAAAAGACGCCUGAGGAAGAAGAGAAAGAACGACAACGUCUUGAGAAGCAAAAGGAAAGAGAUGAAGAGCGUGCCAGAAUGAAACAACAGAUGAUGGGGAAUAAGAAGAAAGAUGUUGAAGUUGAAGAGGCACCAGUUGUUCAACCUGAACCAACACCAAUAGCAGUACCAAUACCAACAGUAACAUUACAACAACAGCAACAGAGUGAUUUAGAUGAAGAGUUUGAAAGAGCAAACAGAGAAGCACAGAAACAAGCCGAAAGACAGAAAAUGAUGGAGGAAGAGUUGCAACGUGAAUUUGAGAGAUUGGCCGCAGAGGAAAAAGCAAAUGGUGGUGGUGUAAAUGAAGAGGAGCUGGCUGAAGAACAAAGAAGAAAAGAUGAAGAAUCACGAAGAAGAGUACAGGAGAGACAAAAGAAGGCUGCUGCCUCCUCAAAGUCAAAGUCACCAGAGGAAGAGGAAAAAGAACGACAAAGACUACAAAAACAAAAGGAAAGAGAUGAGGAACGUGCCAAAAUGAAACAACAAAUGGCCAAUGCAAAGAAAGUCAGUAGUAAUAGUACAGAGUCAUUUGAUAGUAAUGAAGAACAACAAGAUGAGAAACACCAACCUUCAAUACAAUCUCAACAACAACAACAGCCACAACAACAACCACCACAGCAAAAGUUACCAAUGCCACAAACAUCACAACCACAACCACAGCUGCAACAACAGCAACAGCCAUAUCAACCACAAUAUAAUCAACAACAACAACAACAACAACAACAAUCAAUGUAUAAUAAUAAUGGUAACAAUAACUAUAACAAUCCUACAUCGCCUACACAACAACAGUAUUUACCACAUGCACAAAUGUAUUAUCAGCAAUCACCACAUUCACCAUAUCAACAGCACACACAACAUCAUCCACCCUACUUUGUUCCACAACCAAACUUUUACCAAUCAAAUGCAUUUUACUCACAAGAGGAUGUCGAUAGAAUGAUUGAACAAGCAAGAAAAGAAAUAUUAAAACAAGCAUCAGAUGAGAGUGCAAUUCUAGCAAUUGAAUUUGAAGAUAUGGAAAUAAAGUAUGAAAAGGAGCUUAGAAACUGUAGUUCACUUAGAAGUGUUUUGGCACAAUACGAAUCGACCAUGAAGAAGAUGAUCGACCAACCAGCACCCGUACCACAAAACUCUGCUAAACUGACAGAGACACUGAUGGAGAACGAUCAUCUGCGCAAAGAGAGCAAAGAACUGAAAGAGAACAUUGCACAGCUCAAUAAAGAGUUGGCACUACAGCAAUCGCGGUUCAACGCACUCAAAGCGCAUGCCGAACAGAAACUAGACAGUGCAUCCGACCAGCUACUCAAACUUAAGGAGGUCGCAGCCAAGGAAGUUGCCGUACUCAACGCCAAACUAAACAAAUCCGAAACGAAAUUGGUCUCCAAAGAGAAAGAGAAUGAAGAACUAGCAAAAUUAUGUGAUGAAUUAAUUUUCAAACUACAAAAACAAUCUCAUUUAAGUUUAUAUGGUGCCACUCCAACUUCCGCCGGUAACUGA